Messenger RNA from Pseudopipra pipra, 13423 nucleotides. It is a transcript of the gene SCML4, whose product is annotated as Scm polycomb group protein like 4. Bases 656 to 1921 code for a protein of 421 amino acids. Gene Ontology annotation, cellular component: nucleus. Gene Ontology annotation, molecular function: histone binding; chromatin binding. The record is from RefSeq and is a predicted model, not a curated record. Lineage: Eukaryota; Metazoa; Chordata; Aves; Passeriformes; Pipridae. The transcript has 9 exons. Gene Ontology annotation, biological process: negative regulation of DNA-templated transcription.
AUGCACUGUAUUGCAAAAGAUAGUGCUGUUUUGAGGGGGGGUUGAAAGGUGGGAAGAGUCCAAAUGCCUUUACCUUUCAGGUUGCAGAGUUCUUGAAAUAAAAAGAAAUGGCAAUUUCUUUUCUCAGCGUAGUUGCAAAUAGAAAGGAAACCCACCACGCAGGCCUCGUUUGCUGCGUGUUAAAUGCGUGUGUUCUUUAAAAGGCAGUGGUUGGCUGCUUUUCCGGACAUGAUGUGGUUGAAGCUGUCAUCGUAAUGGAAAUUCAUUGCUGUAGCUAUGGUAAAUCGAGUUUUCUGCCUGUGCUGAAUGCAUUAGUCUAAUGAGAUGUUUGCAGCUGGAGAGCUGAGCUGCUGGAGACUUACACUAUGCUAAAAGACAGGGAGAAGAUGGCUUUUGCUGGGAUCUCUGUGACAGUGCUGAAAGUCCCCUGCCCUUUGGGUCCCAGUGUCUGGGCUCUCUAAAGACUCUGCUCAGUGUUUUAGCCUAAGCAAUAGGUGUUUUAAAGCUAACUUUCAGAGAGGACGGAGCACAGGGAUGCAAUGUGUGGGGGCACCUGGCUAACCCUGAUGGUCCCUCCUUAGCUCUCAAGCCCCUGCUGCCGUCCCAGCCUGCAGCCUACCGCUCGCUGACAGACGGUGAAGCCUAGCGUGGUUCAAUGAGCCACCUGCCAUGCCUGGACUCCAGCCUGGCCGUUGAGGAGAUGCAGUCCCCCAGAAUGGUGGGGAGGAAGAGAGGGCGGCCCCCGCUCCAAUCAGCGCCCAUCAAAAUGGCUGUUCACAACCUCUUCCCGGCACCGGCUGGGGCUUUGCCCAUUGUGAAGAUCCCAAAGAAGAGAGGGAGAAAACCUGGACACAAGCUGAAGUCUCGUGUCCUGAUGACUCCCUUAGCAGUCUCUCCGCCGAGAAGCACACCAGAGCCAGAUAUUAGUUCAAUCCCUCAGGAUGCAGCUACAAUACCCGACUCGGACACCCCGCAGUCUCUCACAGUCUGCAUUUAUGUCAACAAACAAGCGAAUCCGGGGCCGUACCUUGACAGAAAAAAGGUGCAGCAGCUGCCAGAGCGCUUUGGGCCAGAGCAGCCAUCGGUGGCCCUGCAGCACGCAGUGCAAGCCUGCAUCGACUGUGCGCUCCAGCAAAAGGUGGUCUUCUCCCUCAUCAGGCAGGGCUAUGGAGGAGAGAUGGUGUCAGUUUCAGCUUCUUUUGAGGGGAAGCAGCAUCUCCAGAGCCUACUGGUAGUGAACAGCAUUGGAUAUGUCCUGCGCUUCCUGAAGAAGCUGUGUCGCAGCCUCUUGUGCGACAAUCUCUUCAGCAACCAGCCUUUCCAGCAGUACAACGCUGUGAUGGAAAGCCCGGAGGUGUAUGAAAACAGACAGGUGGAGGCAGAAACAGUUAUACCUGAGGACUACCUGGUUGAUCCUGCAAACGGGAAGCAAUACGGCCUGGAUCCUGCCAAUGCUGCCUUCAGUUGCAUGGGUUCCAUGUGCACUGUGCGUCAGAGUCCUGCAGAUGGACAUCCUGCUGGAGGCUCCUCUUCCUCCUGUAGCCAUCAUCCUGCUCAAAUGUCUUCAGGGGGGUCCUCAUCUACUGGCUUGCGGCAUCAGAAUUCCAGCCCAACAAGGACUGGGGCCUGUCUUGAAGGAAAUAGAAGUGCCUCGAGUCCUUCACCAGAACAACAAGAUGCAGCUCGACCAUCAAGCAAGAAUCCUUUGACCUGGACGGUGGAUGAUGUGGUUUGGUUUGUGAAGGAUGCAGACCCCCACGCUUUAGGUCCCCACGUGGAGCUCUUCAGAAAACACGAGAUUGAUGGCAAUGCUUUGUUACUUCUGAAAAGCGACAUGAUCAUGAAAUACCUAGGGCUGAAACUGGGACCUGCGCUGAAACUGUGUUACCACAUUGAUAAGCUCAAGCAAGCCAAGUUCUAACAAUUUCUUGAACAACAGAAUCUGAGCUAAAUCUAGAUGGAAAACUAAAGGUAACAUAUUGCCUUACAGAAAUGCAUUCAUUUGCAGAUUGCUUUUCCCUUUUUUUUAACGAAGACUUGGUCUUUUUUAACAUUUGUGCAUUGUCACCUGUUUUUAAUCCAGUGGGAUCUUUUGUGCUGCUUUGUGUUAAUAAUAUGCCAAAAAUUAUAUAAUUACAAUAAUUAUUUUGUAUCAUCAAUAUUAUUAUGAUUAUAGUAAGUCCUAUUUUUGUAAUCAGAAGUGGAAAAUCAAAACCAAACGUAGUUACAGCAUAUGCUGAGGACUGCCAAAAGACAAAUGAAAUGUUCCUCACUUGCCAUAGUUCCACCUCGGAGGAGUAACCGCUGACCUGCAUCGGCUGGGCACCAGCUACACUGUCCUUGCUCGAGGACUGAAAAAGUGCAGCAUUUGGUCACCUACUGUCUGAUGGGAGCUGUCUUGCACUAUCUGGAAAGCUUGAAUUAUUCACUUUAAAAAAAAAAAUUAAAAAAUUUAAAAAAAAAUAAAAAGAGAAAAAAGACAGAAAAGAGAGUUUAAAAAAAAAUUAAGAAAGAAAGAAAAUAGCGGGGGAAAGGGUUUUUUCCCAGCUAGGGUAUUUUUCCCCGCUAGAGGGAGCAGCCCUAACAAACUUGUGGCUGGAGCUAUGACGCCGUUCUACCUGAUGAGCUUUGACCACCAUGACUCUCAAAGCGAGCACAUCCGUAAGUACCGCCAAGGAGUCACAGACUCCCAGCAGGAUAAGCGCGUUACCAUUUACAGAUAAUUAAUUCAAGAAAAGCCCAAAUGCAGAGAGUGUUUCUGACAGGAUGUUUCCCGUUACACCAAACAGGGGGUGGACAGCUCCCACAGUGUCUGGCAUGCACAGCUGUCAGCUCCCUUUCCCGAGCCGUUACAAUCUGGCACACAGUUUGUGGCACUCUAAGAAAAAAAUUCUGGGCAGCAUUUCUGGGUUUUCGUUUGCACCGUGAAAAAGAGAGGGAGCCGGGUGGGAGUGUUCCUCAUGAGGACCUGAGCACAUCUCUGCAUUUUGCAAUAAUGGUCAGGUCCAGCACAGAUGCUGUAGGGUUGGUUUCUGAUUGCACCGUGGUUUUCAGUACACAGAUAGAUGUGCUGGACUUUAUGUCUCAAGUGAAUUAAAAAUUCACUUCUGCCUCUUACACAAAUCUAAAAGGUGCCCAUUGAUACUCCAUGUAGUCAGGGGAGGAUUACUUCCUCAAGCUGAGGAAGUAACCUGUGGAAUGGGUAUGUUCUUGUUUUCAUCUAAAAGAAAGACUACAAGGGGACACGUCCAUAUAGUUUAAACCCUUAGUGCAUGACAAGGACAGGCAGCAAGCAUUUUUAAGUCAUGCAGGUGAUUUUAGAGCUAGUUGGCUCAGCUGACUUGAGAAAUGAGGUCCUGAUAAUACACAAGACAUCAUGCUAUUCAACCCUGUUUAUGUAGAAAAGAAUGUUACCAAAAAUACAUCUUAGAAUAAAAUUCAACUUGAUGCAUGUUGCUAGUCUAGAACUCCUACCCAUUCAAGGCCUAAUCCUGAAAAUCCCUAAAAAUAGGAGAAACCACAUCCUAUAAGACUUUCACUAAAUUCUUGGGGACUACUCCCCCAAAUUAAAGAAUUUGUCAUAAAUUCGCAGGAUUGUAUCUUUACAGGACUGAUCAGCUUUCAGCAAAUCCUGUCUGCAUGCCAAAACACUCUUAAUAGGAAUAGCUGAACAAUUGUGUUAAUUGAAAAGUCAUAUACUGUUGAGUUAUGUAAUAUAUGGAACCCUAAAUGUGCCAAUGAUUGGAACACAACACUCAUCCAACACAACAUCAUUUUGUGUUUGUGGUAUAAAGAAUGCAAAUUCAGUCAGCUAUCUGGUUGAGGCAGAGGUGACUUUUCUUCAACAUCAAACUUUUACAGUUGAUUCUUCACUCUUACAGUUUUUAAAUAAAUUGGGAGGUUUCCCAAAAAGAUUCCCAAAAUAUGUAAAAAUCUUGCUGUAUUAGUAAUAUCACCUUCAGAGAGUCCUCAGACAAUCUUUUCUUUUUAUUUCCCCACAAUUUUGAACUUAGUUAACCUCUGUGCUUUUUCAAAAGGUGAUUUUAAUUCUUCCACUUUAAACCCCAUCUUGCUGUAAUAUAUCAAUAGUCAGGGCUGGUUAGACUUUAUCAGAUGGCUUCAGUGCUGGAAAAUCCCACUUUGUCAAAAUCAAAACUCUUCAUAAAAGCAUGUCACUUUCUAACAUUAAAUUCUAUUUAACUGAAACUACAGCUUUCAGUAAUGUCAAAACAUCAUUUUGACAUUUUGGAAGUAGAACAUUUGUGCUCGAAGAAGAUUUUUGCAUUUUUUUGUCUUUUCCUGGAGAAUCUGUAGCCUCACAUUUCAUUCUGAGAGCGGGAAAAAAAAGCCACCCCAGAACCAGGCUUCUGUGAAUAAGAAUCCUUCCUGUUCUGUGUCUCACCCCUUCCUUCCAUCCCCCCUCCCACCUCCAGACAUUACAGCCAAGAGGGCUGAUAAUACCAAUGCAGUGUUAAUAGACUCCGUGGUGGUAAUGAUGUUCAUACAUAUGAUUCAAUAUGCUGAAAUAGUUUUCAUGUAUGUAUCUGAUGUGUACAGUCAGUGGUGCUAUCUCAUUUGAUAUGACACGUCAGGACUGCCCAGGCCAUGAGAUUUAAUGUUCUGUUUUUCACAGGGGAGGCAGUAAGAGGAUUCAUUUUACAUGUAAGUAAUGCUUGUAACAAGAAUUCCUCUUUGUAUGGUGGUUUGGGUUUUUGGCUUUUUUUUCACUGAGAGGCAAUUAGGAGACACACAUUACUGCAGUAAUAUUGCAGUUGUAAAUAAUUUUUCUCUUUCAAGUCUUAUUAGUGAAGGUAGUUAAGCAGCUCUGCUGUGCUGAGGGUGUCAGGCCUUUUCCUCAGAACAGGCGCUGAAGAACCAGAACAUGCAUGUCAGCUGCUUCUCCAUUGACUGCUGCUCUAGACAUCACUUGUACAAAUUACUUCACUUGCUAUUCUUUUCCAGCUCUUGCUUCAGGCUGUAGCCAACCCAGUUGUUCCCAACAGGUGGGUGGAUGUGUGAUACCUUUAAAAGCAACACAUGUGCCUCUUUUUUACUUCUAAGCACUCAUAGCUGGAUCAAAAGACACUUUGGUUGCUUCAGGCAGCUUCAAUUGUUUGUGAACAUUCACUGUUUUUUAAAAAAAAGAAGCAAGCAGGCAAAGUCCAAGGAUUUGGGGACCACUUCUCCCUUGCUGAAAUGACAGUUAUGAGGUGUUGGGAGCACAGAGACAGUCCUCCCUGGCAGACCAUCUUCUUGCAUCUAGCAUGGCUGACCAGCUCAGCAUCAGCUGCCAACACAGGCCACCCACAUUGCUUUCCCAUCCACCUGACAUCACAGUCUCUUCUCUUGCACCAGAAAAUGCCUCCUUUCCUAGCCAGACCUAAUUGAGUUUCAAGAAAUGCCUCUGGGAAUACCUCCACUUCUCAGAGCCCACUGUCUUGCUUGGCAGGCUGAGGAGUGCAGUAGCCUUUGCAGCAUUAGCAGCUUCGCACAGUGUGAUUAACGCAGGCAGGCACCCUUGGGACUGGCAGGUAAAGCAUCACCCUGGGCUGUUAUUACCCUUAAUGAUUGCUGAAUUUCUAUAGGUUGUCAGCAGUCUUCAUGAGUUACACUUCCUUCCUUCUUAAAGAAUGGAUGGCUGCAAGAGAUUAAAUAGAGCAUUAUUAGCAAAACCAGCAAUUAGCAAAACAACAAGAAAAUGGCUGAUGAAGUUUCUGUGUUGGAUCAGCAACAGGAGCACACACCAUCCUCCAAAGCCCAGCCAUGACUGCAGCAGUUAUGGUGGCCUUUCCUCUUGCCCUGGCACAGCCACCCCGUGGUCCCUUCCUGCCCAUGGGACGCAGCACCCUCCCAUCCCUCGCUGUGCAGUCUGGGGGCUGCGCAAGCUCAGGGAGGAAUCUGUCGGCUCUUACCUCCCCAAAACAUACCCCAAAUCUUCAGUUAAUUAGUUAGUGCCUUCUCUCUCUUUUCAUUUGAAUGGUUUCUAUCUGAAAAAAGACAACAGGAGGGUGAUUCCCCAGGUCCUUCCAGGACUGACCCCUCAGCUCACCACGUGAAGGAGCAUCUCCAGGGUCAGACAUCCACCCGAGUACAACUGGUCCUCUGUUGGCACAGGAGAGGGAGGCACGAAUAAAAUGCUCCCUUUUAAUUAAUUAAAAUUAAAUGCUUUUCAGGCACUUCCCCUCUCUGAAAUGCAGCCUCCCUCCCCAGAGCCAGUUGGUUGGCUCUUCCCCAAGCAUCAAGGAGGGAGGCAGAGAAGGUGCCCAAAAGGACUGCCUGCUGCUGGUUCAUUCCAGCAAGGCAGCAGGUAUGGAAGGACCAAAACCAGCUGCUACCCUGGUUUGAAACUGGUUUUGCUGGAAAGAGGUCUUGUGCCCUGGGCUUUGGUCUGAGGGGUUUUGCUGUCCCAAAUUCAAACACCUUUGUCAGAGAAAGCAGGCAAGUUCUUGCACACACUGCCUCUUAUACCUUGCAGUAUUUGCAUGCUGUUCUCCAAUCCGUGCUCCCUUCACGGGCAGUUGGAAAUCGAUUCCCUUGGAAAUCUAGAAUUUUGCUCAAAAAAAAAUCACUUUUAUUCACUGCCAGGAGUUAAACAUUAUGGAAACAUGUCUGCUAACAAUUUGUUUUGCGUAAUUUGUACUAAUGCUAAUAAGCAACAGCUGCAGCACUUCCUGUUGUAAAUUCUUUUGUGGUUGCAGUGGAAUUAUCACAUCUGUACUUCACAAAUCUGAUAGAUUCGAGCACAGCUCUCUCAUUCUGGCCCCAGCUCCAGCAAAUCCCCAUGCCUCAGAAGUACGGCUACACAAACAAGUAUUUAUAAUCUCUGUCUCCCUUUGCUCCCAAAGCCUCCAGUCCUCACAAGUACCUGGAGCAAGAGGGAUUGGAGGAGUGGAGGAAAGGAAGAGAUGUGGUAGCCUGGGGGUCAGCCAGUGCAUAUAUAGUGUGGUUGAAGUGGAUUGUUUUCAGCAGAGACAUCACUGACCAGCCAGGUUUAUUGCAGUUCAAGCAGACAGGUUUUGGUCAAAGGUUAAGUACAGGAGAAAAGUGAUUUAUUAAAGAAAAAGAAAGAAAUAUGGGUGUGCAAUAUACUACCACCGUAAGACUUAAGCAGAAACCCAAGAAUCUUUCAACUGUAAUCUAAAGAAAAAUGUUUCCCUCACUCAAGAUGCUAAAUAAAGCAUAUUAGGCCAAACCCAGAUCCCACUGAGGUCCACAUAAGUUAUUCUAUUGAAUUCAUAAGACUGGGGCUUGGCUCAUAAAACAGGUCAAGCUUCAGCCAUGUCCCAUAGUAACUAGAGCCUAACAAGGUAUUUCAUCCUCCCUUACAAAGGAUGGAGACAGCCUCCGCUGGCCAGCCCACUCUCCCCUGCUCCCGGGAGAGCUGCUAGCUUCCUGGUAGAGAGUUCUUCCAGCUGCACCUCUACCUGAUCCCAACACCUUCUCCAGUUAGCUUUGCAUUUUAGCUAAGAGCUUCAUAGAGGGUGGUUUGAGUUUUCCGCGUUGGAGCAAACCAAAGCUUGUGCCCCGAGGAUUUCAGCCGUGCCACUAGGCAGAAACUUGCCCUGAUUUGAACAUGACUUCACCGGGAGAUUUCCACACAUUCCUGAGGCAAAGCCUGAGGUGGGAUUUAAAAAUAAAACUUUUCAAAAUGAGUCUCAGUGACCCACAAUUUUUGGCUCCUUCAGCAUCCAAGGCACUUCAUCACACUUCAAACAGUUGAGUCUCUUGGUAGUGCCAUAAUCUGACAGGGCUUCAGAAGAGACUCCAUCUCUGACUACAGAGUCUUGCUCCUAUUGGUCUAUGGGCAGCUGCCAAAAAGAAGCAUUUGAGGCCGGACAGGAGAAUGAGUGUGUGUAUGUUGCUCAGAGAGGCUUGUCUGGCUGCACAGACAGGCUGUGAAGUGAGUGAAAUAAUAGCAUGGUAAAGCAGCUAGGAAGGAUGUCCUUCAAAAAUGGGAAAGUCCCAGGCUUCACUGGAGCUCCACAGAGUUUGUGCCCUGUCGCCAGGUCUGUAUUGAACUUGCUCUGCAUAGCACAGUACGUGUUUAUUACCCAUAGUCUUCCAUUAGUGCUAUAUAAAACUGAGAUCAUGCUGCCCUUUUUGAACAUAAAAUACAUGCAACCAACUUCAUAUUGUCAGAUAUCUACAAAAGAGUGGUGAAUGGGAAAAACCUGUGUACAGGAAUGAGGACAUUUCGGAGUGGAGCAGUUUCACAGCUUUCAGCAUCUUUCAGUUGCAACACAGAAGGAGAGAAAAAGAACUUCUGAAUUGCAGUGAAUCCAAGCCAGUGAAAGAACAGUGAUUAAUUUUAUCCGUCACUUUGAUGGUUUCCUGAUGUGUUUUAUGUCCCUGUAUUUGCUGUAGUGGCAGUAUGGUGAAUUGAUCCACAUGUACAGGUUCCACUGUCUCUAAAAACUGUCUGUCUUCUUCAUGGCUUUUCUAAUAUGCUGUAGCAUCCAGAAAGCUUCUGAUCAGCUUGGUAAGAGUGAGUAUUUAAAGAAAAACAUAUUUUCAUUUAUUUUCUUUUUUUUUUCUUGUGACACAAAAACUUUAGAAAGCAGCUGUAGCCACAGCUGUGUAGCAGGUCAACAUACACCAGCUUUUCAUUUUAUGCCUCUCAGAAACUUUGUAGUAAAAAAUCUGUUGCUUACGCAGUCUAUAUGCUUACAAGAAACCAACCGAAAUUCCAGUCUUCCACUGACCUUGUAAAUGGUAUAGUAGAAUUAUUUACUCUGUAAAUUUAGUAGAGUUAUUCUGAUUUUUUACUAGUGUAAAUAAGAUCAGUAUCUCAUUUAAUAGAUCUCUCCUCUGACAAUACUAGGAGUUUAAAUGCAAGCUGUUCUGGCUGCUGUUAUCAAAACUCACUAUCAGUAUUUGUGUCACAACGACGUGUAGGGAUCGUGUCUAGUGCUGUGCAGUCAUACUAUGAGACGCUCAGCCUGCCUUAGAGAGCUGGCAGCUUGAUAAGGCAAAAGAGACAACCUAAGGAGAAGAGUUUCCUAGAGGCAAUUUUCCCUCCCUAUUGCAGACAAAUGCUGAAAACAGACAGAAGUCAAUGGCAUGAAUUUCCCACAGUCAUGUGAGUGGAAAAUAGCAGAACACUGAGAAAAAUGAAGGAAAACUUCAAUGAAGGUGAACAGUAUUGCCCCCUUCUGUUAAACCUCCACUGUUAAACCUGACCAUUGGUGAAGCCAGGAGCCUGAACCGAGACCUUCUGGUCAAAUCUAGUGCCUUACCCAUAAGACCAUCUGCUCUCCUGUAUUCCAGCUUUUCUCUGUGCUGUCCGCAUCUGACUUACUCCUCACACAGCCCUUACUUGCAUCUACCUUAUGCACCUGAAAAAUAGCACCCAAAUGGGCCUUUUAAGGUCAAUUAGUCCUUCACCCUGCCCUCACUCUUCUCUGUCUCAGUCUUCCUCUGCUAUCUAGUCUUUUCCCUGGAACUUCCUAUCCCUUUCCAUUCCUAUCCUCCCACUGUAGUUACUUCCAUUUUUUGUCCUCUGUUCCAUUCUUGCAGCAUUGCUUCCUUUCCUUCCUUUCCAUCUUUCAGUAAACAUGGACAUCACCUUUGCCCCUGCUGCAACUCCCUCUCUACCUUUUGGCUUUUCUCUGCUCUUUCAUUUCCCUUCUCUCUAGUUUUCUGCAACACUUUCUAUUCUUUCAAUCAAGUGCCCUUCACAGGCAAGUCUUGUACCUGUUCUGCUGUGACAAAGACUACCAUUCACUGACAUCUUUAAAUAAGGUUGUCUGUAUAUUUUUGACAUAUUUUUUAUCUCACACAAAAACCCUUCCACUGCCUUCAUUCACCAGCAUGAAAGGCACUUUUUGAGGAUGGUUUUUAACUAGUUCACUGAUUACUAUUUGCAAUAAAUACCUCAUUAAAGGCUCAGCACUUUUAUGCAGGGUGAGUGCAGUUUCCCCCUCUAGCUUCCAUCUUUGCCUGAGCUGCCUAUUGAUAUUCAAGCUGCUUAAAUGCUCCUUGUUUUGAACAGUCUCAGUUACACCGCUCACUGGGAUGAAUCCUUGGCUCCCACCCUGUUGCUGAUGGCCACAUGGACCAGGCUUGGACCUGUGAAUGGCACACCAUUAGGCAGGUGUGGGCAUCGAUGUGUGCUGAGCACAGAGCCACCAACAUUGCUUCCUCAGGCCUGGAGAAGGUCCAGCCUGCUUUCAGCCAGCAUCAGAAAGUUGGUUGGAAAGAAGAGGUGCCAUUGUCAAUGAUAAGGGCAACAGAAGGUAGGAAAGAGCCAUUAAGCUGGAAGAAGAAAGAGAAGUGGUGUUGGCCAGCUGGAAGGUGGUGGUGGGAUAAACAAAAGCAGCAGUGAGGGAAGGCCAUGCUUGUAAACCUACAUUAAGAAUGUGAGAAAAUCUAUGUGGCAACUGGCACUUCAAUAUAUACAGCCUCAUCCUUCAUACUGAAAUACACGCAAUAACGCAGGGCAGAUUCACACAUGGAUGCACAAGCGUGAGUUUAGAGUAAUGACUGUAGCUUCUGUAGGGCUCCUGCAUACUUCUACCAGUGGGAAUGAGAUCAGAUAUUGGCUCUGGGUCUCUGUUUCCAAACAGUGCAAAGGAUGAGAGCAGAACAGUUUCUAUCCAGCUGGAAAGUGGCAGCCUUAAAUCAGGCCACAAAAUAGAUCAACUCCUGCUUACACUUUUUUUUUUUUUUCAAAUGCUGCACUGAACUCUCUUCCAACUCCUAACCAUUAGCUUCCAAGGCUAGUGAAGCAUUUACAGGGAUUUUUUGAUGUAUGUGCAGCUAUCAGUUUUUGUGUUGCUAAUUGGGCUCAAAGUGUGUUAGCUUUGAUUUUUAAUGUUCUGUGAUUUGCUAGAUAAGCCUCAGUUUCUGUAGCAGCUAUAUAAGUGGGCUGCUUUCAUCACAUCUUGGAGAUAUUUUGCAACAUUGGACUUUUUAUAUAUCUACUAACCUUGAAAGGUGAAUGACAUCUCUUUCUCAGUACUGUACAACCCUAGGAAUAGAUAUUUUGUGACAGACAUCAGAUAUCAAGCGACUAUGUAACUAUUUUAAUUUUUUCAAGCAUAUACAAAAUCUGCUAGAGAGAAUAAAACCUGAAUAUACAAGCAAUUUGGUUACAAUCAAGAUUCAAACUCACACUGUCUUGCAUUCUGUCACCCCAAAAUUUAUUACAGCCUAUACCACUUACUACAGAUAGACAUAACAUCUCCACAGCUCAUAUAAUUAGAAAAACAGGUGUGGCUGCUGUCAUCCAAAUCCCAAAGGAGACAACAGGACCCUGUCCAGCACAUGGCAUAGGCUUCUCCUCGGUGACUGCUCUCAAAACAGAGAAAUCAGUUCACGUACAAUAGCUCACCAGGCAUCCUUCACCUGCCAGUGUGUAUAUUAUACAUAGAAUGUAAAUAAUGAGAUUUCCUAUAUAAUAAAAAUGUGCUGUCAUGAUAAGAUUAUGGGCUUGAAUGAUGCUGACUUGACUCAUCAAACUAUUCUAUGAUUCUGCUCUGUGGUUCUAUGAAUUGAUGCGAUGUGUAGGUAAGGCUGAUGUCUUUUGAAAGUCUUUAGCUCAGACUCUCCCACCUCUUUUCAUUGUUCAGUUUGAUUUUACUCAAGUUGGCACUGCCACACUGUUGUCACCAGGCUCCUACUCUAUUCUUGAUGGCAAAAGGUGGCAGGGUUUAUUUAUUUAUUUAUACAGGCAGUAUAACAUUGCUAGCAGCAGCCCCAUGGAUUAUGAUGUAAAUGAUGCUGCCUGAGUGCCUCCUUGGAAAGAAAAGACCAUGGCAGCUCCCUCGGUGCACCCACCACUGCCCCCAAAGGUGAUGAUGCCCUAUCCCCAGUGCACAGCACCACCCAGCUUUACAGUGUUUGAUUGUGCCCUGCUGUGUAAACCUUCCUCAGCUGCUUCUUUCCUGAUGCUGAUAUAAAUCUAGACCAUCCCCACCAGUGUCAGAGCAAGGAUUCCGAUGUCAUGCUCACUGGUGAACAAUCAGGAUUUCUGUAUUCAUCUUUUACAUAUCUUUUCCUUGGCACUGGGUUUUUUUGGUUGGUUGGUUGGUUUUUUUGUUUGUUUGUUUUUUUCUUUCUUUCUUUCAAUGAGAGAGGAACAAGAUACAUCUUACCCUGUGAGCAGUUUCAAGGUCCCCAUGCAGCAAUGCAGUUCUGUGCCAGUCGAUGCCAAGCCUGCACAUUUGUAUCACUGCCAUGAGCCUUGAGCUUUGUCUCAAGUUGAAUGCUCAACAUGCUGAAUCUAGGUGAUUUCUAAUUCUGGUAAGCCUAAUGUUCAUUCUGCUGUCCACUCAUUUUCUAUUAUUGUCAGGAGAUGAUAAACAAUUUGGGUUGCUUUGAUGUCUACAUAGGUUUAGAUGACUAUAACUUUUCUCAAUUUUUGAUCAAGAAUUCUUACUAAAGAUGACAUACAGGAUAUAUUAUUAAUUAUGCCAGGAUUACCAUAUGAUGCUAACAAUAAUUGGGGAAAUGACAUCUGUCCCUUAGUUCUACUUAUUGGAAAAGCAAUGCAAACCCUUUUAUACUUUGCUGUUUCUUAGCUAUCAAAACCUCCCCUAAUAAACCAUCUCUAACAGUGAACAUUGCGUUACAUUGAAUAGUUUUGUAUUCACUUUGCAAAUAUGCAAACCAGGGAGAGCUGAGGUAAAAUGAACGUGGAACUUACGGGUGGGAAUAGCAUGUGAAUAAAAUGUCUGGAGUCCCAGGAGUGGCACAAUUAUGACAAACAGCAUAUUAGCAUUGCUCUCACCCUGCCUCAAAGGGUUUUAUUGAAGUGAUUUGUCUUCAGCUGUGGAGGUGUGUGCCUUUCUGCGUGUAUGUACUCACUGGUAUGAUGUAUGUACACAGACAUGCACCUGCCCACCACAUGUACACCUCAUACAUAUUCAUGCAUCCAAGCAAAAUAAUAACUGUCAAUUUAGCAUGUUCUAUAUGGGUGGGUCCAAAAUAUUCAUUCUUCAUGUGUACAGUGUUUCAAUACAUAUGCAACCAUUUACCAAAUAUAGUGUCAAACUGUGAUUCCUUUUUUAUUUCUUCAGCCAUCGUUCUUUAUUAACUGCAACUUAUUCCUUCCAGUUGUUUCUCUGUCACUAUUUAGAGGCAUGUUCUAAUGUAUAGCUGUAUAUUGCCUGUUCUGUGUGCUAUAUGCUACUGUUUAAAUAUUAAUUAAGCUGAGUAAUACUGAUCUAAACGUUCUUAAUUUUGUACAACAGACUUUUGCUUGGGUUUCACAAUUUGAUGCAGUAUGUUUAAGACUGUAGUAUGGAAGGGGACCGUCUGUGAUAAAAUAAAAAGGUCUCAAACCUUCAGAUUUAUGUUUCAUAGAAAAAGCCAGUACUUUCUUUUACUAUUGCAAAAUUAUUUCUGUAUUUUUUAAUAAAGGAUUGGAUUUAUUUGGUUCUAUGUAUGUUUUAUCUAAUAAACCUUAUUUUUUAAAUAAGAA